Messenger RNA from Mesocricetus auratus (golden hamster), 1779 nucleotides. It is a transcript of the gene Slx9, whose product is annotated as family with sequence similarity 207 member A. The transcript is spliced from 6 exons. Gene Ontology annotation, biological process: maturation of SSU-rRNA from tricistronic rRNA transcript (SSU-rRNA, 5.8S rRNA, LSU-rRNA). Lineage: Eukaryota; Metazoa; Chordata; Mammalia; Rodentia; Cricetidae. The record is from RefSeq and is a predicted model, not a curated record. Gene Ontology annotation, cellular component: nucleolus; 90S preribosome; preribosome, small subunit precursor. The coding region runs from base 73 to 726 and encodes 217 amino acids.
GCAGGGAGUACUUCCGGGAGGCGCUUCCGCUAGUGCGGCGGCGCUGCUACCCGGCGGAGUCUUCCUGCGAAGAUGGGGAAAGUGAGGGCGCUGCGAGCACGUGUGCACCGGGCGGCCGUGAGGCUCGACGGGGAGGCUGCGCCCGGCCCUGUGCCCCGCGCCUUGGAGCCCGCCCUCCCUCUAGGCUCGGCGGGCGGAGCCGGGGCAAAGGACUGGACAUUGGUUCACAAUGACAUCUUUGCCAGGACACAGAUAGACCCCAGUGCUUUGGUGCAGAGGCUGGAGCUGGACCAGAAGAGUGUGGUGUCCCUAAAGAGAGGUACAGAGCCAAAGACCAUUUUGCCCAAGAAGGAAAAGCUGAGGCUUCGCCAUGAGCGAUGGCUACAGAAGAUUGAAGCCAUAAAGCUGGCUGAGCAGAAGCUCAAGGAGGAGCGAAGGCGCAGGGCCACGGUGGUAGUAGGCGACCUGCACCCCCUGAGGGAUGCCCUGCCUGAGCUGCAGGAACUGGAGGCCAGCCGGCAGCAGCAGGUCAGACGGGUGACCAGCAAGCCCAGGCCAGUGGAACUUAGCCGGAUGAGCUCAGCCCAGAGACAGCAGCUCCUUGAGGAAGAAAGGACCCGGUUUCGGGAGCUGCUGGCCAGCCCAUCCUACAGAGCCAGUCCCCUGCUGGCCAUCGGGCGGCAGCUGGCCCACCAGAUGCAGCUGGAAGGUGGCGGACAGCUCUGACCAGGACAGUGCCUGCUGUGAGAUCCGGGAGCCUGGCGUGCGGGUAGAGGUGCCAGCAGCUCUUGAAUCCUGCCCUGUACCCGUGUGGCCGCCUAAGCAGUCUUGCGACCUAGGGAAGGGGAAGGAGGAGCCGCUGGUGAGGACAAAUAAAGUGAUUUAUGGACUGUGGCUUCCAUGGCCUGGAGCCCUCCUAUGGCUUCACUUUCCACUGAGAGAUGGCCGCUCCUGCAUUCCCAAGGCUGAGCUGACCCUGGGACAGCUGCCCCGCUCCUCUGCAGAACAAGCCCAGGGUCCCCAGCGACGGGGGCAGAGCCGGGGUGGUUGUUCAUGUGAAGAUUUGCGGGGGCUGCACCAGUGUGAACCUGGGAGUCUGUCAAGUAACUCUGUCCCUGAGACCUGGGCACUCCUCCCAACUCUGUUUGGGAUCCUGGUCACAGCAGGACGCCCCAGCUGGCCACCGUGCUCCUCACCUCAUCUGCCUUCAUCCAGGCCACACCUUCUUGUGUCUUUGCCCUCUCAGCUCAGGCUCUUCACUGCCUUAACUACUGUGAGCAGGGAAGCAGGUGGUCCGGCCUGGAGGCGAGCAGGCCCAGCCCGUAGUCUCCCGGCUGGGUGGCAAGAUGGACUUGUGUUAGACGUUAGUGGGUCUCAGGAUGUGAAGGCUGAGGGCAGCACCCACAGUAACCCAUGCCCCACCUUACAUCUGGGGGUGCUAAUGUGACUUCUCAUCCCCCUAGACGUCUACUGGGGGACCCACAUGCUCAGGCCCACCGCCAGGGCCCCCAGCCCCCGUGAGUGAGGACCCGCAGCAGUGGAGCCUGGACCCUUUGCCUGGGCAGAGCGGAUGAGGCCCUCAGUCCCGGUGUGGACAGCGUAGGUGACCUGGUGAAUGGAAGUGGAUACGAGUGAAUAGGCCUAAGCUGGGUGCAGCAGAAGUCAAGGUCAGCCUGGUUUCAGAGAAAGUUCCAGGACAGCCAGGGCUACACAGAGAAACCCUGUCUCAAAAAACCAACCAACCAACAAACAAACAAAUAAAAUGAAUGACCGACCAGA